AGCACCGGCCGGGCCGGGAGUGUUGUGGUUGUGAGAGCGGGGCAGCCAUGCCGGGCAACGGGGACAGGCCGAAUGAAGGCGACAAAGAGGAGAUGGCGGCGGCGGCGACAACAGCGACAGAUGUGCCGAGGUCCCACACUGUCUGUGAGGGCCACCACGUGGUCCUAAAGCGAGACGACGUGUUCAAAGCAGUGCAAGUGUACAGGAGGAGAAAAAUCAUCUUUGAGAAGCAGUGGUUUUAUUUGGACAACGCAAUUGGACAUAAAUAUGGCACGACUUUUGAGGUUUCUGUUGGUGGAGUACUCCAACCACUUAAAGCAAAAUCUGAAGAAAUUGAAGGUAAUGACAAGCUUAAUGAAGCUGGUGUUGAUAACCGAAACAUAAUUGAUGACGGAAAGUCUCAGAAGCUGAGCAGAGAUGACAUUGAGGCACUUAAAGACCAAGGCUUGAAAGGGCAGGUUAUUGUUAAACAUCUGAUAGAAAACAGCACAACAUUUAGAGAUAAAACUGGAUUUGCUCAAGAAAAAUACAUCAGGAAAAAGAAGAAAAAAUAUGAAGCAUUCAUAACGAUCUUGAAACCCACUACAAGAAUAAUGGCCAUGAUGUAUCAUUGCCGUGAGCCAAGUAAAAUUUGCCAUUUACGGUAUGACACCCUUGCUCAGAUGCUCGCUUUUGGGAAUAUCCAUGCUGGCUGCAAAAUAAUUGUAGCAGAAACUUGUGCUGGCCUGGUACUGGGCUCUGUAAUGGAGAGGCUAGGAGGUUAUGGCUCUGUUAUCCACAUGUAUCCAGGCAGCAUGCCUAUCAGAGCUGCAAUGGAGAACUUUGGAUUUCCAAACUCAUUUUAUGACCACCUGCACGACUUUCCCAUCAACCAGUUGAACUGUCUUCUUUCUGGGAGUUUUUCAGCUGAGAAUGAAACGUUACAGAAUCAAACCAAAGUAGUGUCGGGAGAAGAUAAUAGGAGCCCUCUGAGCACACAGCGGGGUGAUGGGGUUCCUUGUGCCGAGACCAUGAUGGAUAUCACCCAAGCUGGGGAAACUGAGGCCAAGGAUGUUGCUUGUGAGGAGACAGAAAAUAAAGACCAAAAUGCAGUUAGAAAAUCCAAUGUCGUCGAAAGGAAAAGUAAGCAAGAAGAUCGGCUGAAGAAACUACAGGCUGCUGCUGCUGCGCUUCAGGAGAGAAAUGCAGAUGGGUUAAUUAUUGCAAGUCGGCUUUAUCCUAGUCCUUUACUGCUUUCUCUUCUGGAAUUUGUGGCACCAUCAAGACCAUUUGUUGUCUACUGCCAAUACAAAGAGCCAUUGCUCACAUGCUAUGCAGAUCUGCGAGAAAGAGGUGGAGUUAUUAACUUGAGGCUGUCUGAAACAUGGCUAAGAAGUUAUCAGGUCUUGCCAAAUCGAACCCACCCCAAGCUGGCAAUGAGUGGAGGUGGUGGUUAUAUCCUGACUGGUAUCACUGUUGCUAUGGACAGAGGCAAAUCUGUUGCUAGUAUUCCUGAGCCACAGGAGUUCGCAGCUAAAAGACAAAAAGUGGAAGAAUCUAUAAGUUAGCUGUCCAUUGUUCCUGCAAGCAUUGCUGAUUACCCAGAAGCUGCUCGACACCGGAGCACAUUGUAAAGUUCAAGCCACAGGUUUUGGAAACGGCUGCACUCUUAUGCUGAUGUAAAAAAGAAAUUGUGCUCUUUGAGAUGAAGGUGGUAAUAGCACACUCAAUGCAGUGAAAUGUAUAAAUAUAUAUCAUUGUAAAAUAUUUUUGUGCGUCGAUUAAAAUGGGGAUGAAAGGGAAAGGAAUUAAGUAUUUUGAAAAUUGUGCCAGUGUUGAAGUUUAGCUUAAGAGAAUAGAUUACAGAGCUCUUAUAUUCAUAGUGCUCUGUUUGAUUUUUCCAUUUGUUUUAUCCUGCCUCUAACUUUCAAAAAUGCAAGUCCAAAUUAAUCAGGAUUUGUUGAGACCUGGAAAGAUGCAACAAAGAAACAUGCCCUUUGGCCCAUCAAUUCAAUGUUGGCCUAUCCCCCCCCCCCCCACAUUAUACCAUUCUGCCAGACACUCGGGAACAAUUCAAAGUAGCCAAUUAAUCUCUCAAACUACAGAUAUGUGGGGUGUGGGAGGAAACCAAAGCACUCGGUGGAAAUCCAUGCGGUCACAAGGAAAACAUGCAAACAUCAUACAGACAGCAUCCAAGGUCACACUGGAGCUUUGAGCUGUAGGACAACUCGCUGCACCAGUAAUUUAUUUUUUAUAUUUCUGUGAAACAAGUUAUGGAAACUAAUUUACUGUACUGAUCGUUUUUUGCUCAGUAUUUUUACAGUGAUUUUAUGUAUAAAUGUUAUUGCUUUCAAGAGCAAUUUAACCACAUUUAUCUCAUCAUUGUAAUCAAUAAAUAUAAUUACUUUAGAUAUUUUAAACACUUUUUAAAAUGUAUUCUGCACGUGUUGCUGUCUGAUAUGGCCAAUUUGUUUUUCAAACUGCAAGGAUGGAAAUACAGGUAUAACAUUUCUUCAUUGUAGAUCUUGUUACUUUUUAAAUUGUAUUUAUUCUUUAACCCUUUUUUAAAUGCAGGUUUUAUAAUCAACGUGCAUUUUUAGAAAGCAAAUUGUGGUCCGAACGUUAGCAUGCGUGAAAACCUGUACCGUUAAGUUGCUUUGAGUUGAAAACCAUGUUACCAAAUUGUAUUAGAUAUACUUUAAUUUUUAAAAUACUAAUUUAAUUUGCUAUGGAAAAUCAAGUAAUGCAUUUGAAAAUCUCUGAGAAUUUUUUUAAUAUACAGAUUAAAAUAGAUUUUCAACUCUUUUGCAGUUAAUCAAUCAAAAAAACACAUUCUGAAUGACCUUUUAUUGCACCACCACUAGAAGAUUCAAACUAUUUUAAGAUCAUAUUUCAUUUAUUGGACAAACCUAUGUAGUUUAUUCUCCCAACAUUAUUUGCAACUGCUUAUUUAUUCACCAUCAAUAUGUACAUUCAGAAAACAUUAUAAAAUGAUGAAACCAAUUCCUCCUU
This is a messenger RNA of Amblyraja radiata (thorny skate), 2991 nucleotides long. It is a transcript of the gene trmt6, whose product is annotated as tRNA methyltransferase 6 non-catalytic subunit. The transcript is spliced from 11 exons. Bases 48 to 1547 code for a protein of 499 amino acids. NCBI's taxonomy places the organism in Eukaryota, Metazoa, Chordata, Chondrichthyes, Rajiformes, Rajidae. The record is from RefSeq and is a predicted model, not a curated record. Gene Ontology annotation, cellular component: tRNA (m1A) methyltransferase complex; nucleus. Gene Ontology annotation, biological process: tRNA methylation.